UCGGAGUUUGAAGCUGCUGUUUGUCCCUCUGAUGAUGAUGAUGAUGAUGAAGAUGAGCUCAGCUGCGUCUCCUCAGAACUUCUGCUCCAACUCGACGGUGCUGAGGACUCGGACGGCGUGUCACUCGUGCAGCAUCAGCAUGUUGAUGCCGUGUCCGUCAGGAUAUAAACAGACGCCACGAUCCACCGCUCAGGACUGCAAGUACCACAUCAGGACUCCCAGUCUGAAGCUGCUCAUCAGCGGCUGCUCCUUCGAGUGUUACCGGGACGAGGAGGUGAAGACCUGCUGUCCUGGUUUCUGGGGUCCGGACUGUAACGAGUGUCCUGACAGUGCUGACAGACCCUGCAGCGACCAAGGAGUCUGCUCUGACGGACUGGGAGGGAACGGAACCUGCAGCUGUCAGGUGGGUUUUGCAGGAACUGCUUGUGAGGAUUGUGCACCUGGUCGAUACGGAACCACCUGCAGCUCAGUGUGCUCAUGUGUCCACGGUCUGUGUGACUCUGGUUUGAAAGGUGACGGUAGAUGCACCUGUUUUUCUGGAUAUAAAGGUCCAAACUGUGAUCAAGAGUUACCUGAGUGUGCCGCCCUCAGCUGUCAGCAGAACGCUCGCUGUAUGGAAGAAGCUCUGACGGGACAGCUGGUGUGUCAGUGUCUCCCUGGUUACCAGAAGUCAGGAGCUCAGUGUUUAUCAAUAAACCCGUGUGUCCAGCGGGUCUGUCAUGUCUACGCCUCCUGUGUCCAUACUGGUCCUAACCAGCACGUCUGUACCUGUAAUGAAGGAUACAGCGGGGAUGGACGAGUCUGCAUGGCCAUCGAUCCGUGCCAGAGCAAACAGGGAGGCUGCUCCGCCGAGUCGGCACGCUGCAUCUACGACGGACCAGGGAACUCUCAUUGUGAGUGUCUCCCUGGUUUUGAUCACCUGUCGAACGGCGGCUGCAGCCUGAAGGAUUCCUGCACACCUGCUUCCUGUCACAAGAACGCCAACUGCACCACGGUGGGACCAGGACAAGUCGACUGCACCUGUCUCCAGGGUUACCUUGGUAACGGUAAGGUCUGUUACGGGGACAUCAUGGAGCGUCUGAACAGUCUGAACACGAAGCCUGGAGGACAGUGGAGCGGUCAGCUGAGCAACGCCAUCACUCUGUUCGGUUCUGUUUCGUGGUCUCUGCAGAAUCUGGGUCCUUUCACAGUUUUUGUCCCGAUCAACAAAGGCUUCAGAGGAACCUCCGUGAGGACUCUGACAGCCGACUCGUCCAAAGCUAAGUACCUGUGUAAGUUACACCUGGUUGCCGGGGUGAUGCCCUUUGACACUCUGAAGAAAACCGAUGUCUUCUACACUUUGACUGGAAAAUCAGCACAGACUGACACAUCGGAGGGGGACUCUCAGACAAAGAUCCGCAUCCACGGCAGCAAGAAGAGAGGUGUGAUUGUCCAGGCCGAUUUCCUGGCGUCCAAUGGCAUGAUCCAUAUCAUCAAUAAGGUGAUGGACAGCGUGGCGCCCACCGUGGAGAGCGAUCCACAGGAGAACCUGAUGAAGAUCAUCUCUGACUACGGAAAGUUCGACAAGUACAAGUCGUUAUUAGAGAAAGCCGGCCUGGCGUCCGUCCUGGACCGACCUGGUCCAAUGACCGUCUUUGCUCCCAGCACUUCAGCCUUUGACUUGAUGCCUGAAGGUCACCUGCAGCACCUGAGCAGUGCUGAGGGUCACUACAAACUGGUGGAGCUGCUGAGGAACCACAUCGUCUCCUCCACCACGCUGGAAGUCUUUAACGCCGUGUCCAACCCCACUAUCACCACGAUGGCCAAUCAGAUCCUGAGGAUUAAAGUGACAGAAAAUGGUCAGAUUUUGGUGAACGGGGCAGCGGUGUUGGAGGCAGCAGUGGAAGCUAAAAACGGCCGUCUGUAUCUGCUGGAUGGAGUUCUGACUCCACCCUCCAUUGAACCUGUGCUGCCCCAUAGAUGUGACAUCACCGAGAACAAGAUCGUCAAGGGAGAAUGUGUGAGCUGCUCUAAAGUCAAAUUGUCUCAGUGCUCGUCAGGAGGAGUUUAUAUGGGCUCCUCCACCUACGGAUGUGUUUACAUCAUGUCCAUCAGCACACCGACUAUUCGCAUCCCGGCCACAGGUUGCUCGCCGCGCUGCAACACCACCGUCACGACUCCUGCAUGUUGUAAAGGUUUCUAUGGUCCAGACUGUAGACCGUGUCCUGGAGGAUACCAGACCCCCUGCUCCGGACACGGUCAGUGUUCGGAGGGUCUCACAGGAAAUGGAACGUGUAUCUGUGAUCUGAACUUCGGAGGCUCUCGCUGUCAGUACUGCACCUCCUCCAACAAAUAUGGACCAAACUGUGACAGAACGUGUCCCUGUAUCCAUGGACAGUGUGACAACCAUCCAAACUCAGACGGGCGGUGUAAAGUCGACUCCUGUCAGAUGGGUUUCACCGGUCCGUUCUGUGAACGCAGGACGGCGGCGUGUGGCGUUGUUCAGUUUUGCCAUGCCCAUGCAGACUGUGACUUCAGCCAGCAAACCCCCAGGUGUGUGUGUAAACCUGGUUACCAAGGAGAUGGUAUCACCUGUGUGGAGUCCGACCCCUGUGCCCCACCCCUCCGUGGCGGCUGCAACAUCAACGCUAAGUGUAUAAAGACAGGAGCAGGGACACACACCUGUCAGUGUCUGACCGGGUGGAGGGAGGACGGAGAUGACUGUCAGCCAAUCAACAACUGUGACGGAGCAGACAGAGGAGGCUGUCACCCCAACGCCACCUGCAUCUACGUGGGACCUGGACAGAGCGACUGCACCUGUAAAGCCGGAUACAAAGGAAACGGGCGAGACUGUGAAGCUGUGAAUCAGUGUGUGACCGUGAACGGAGGCUGUCACUACCUGGCCAGCUGCCGCCUGCUGUCCUCUCAGUGGACGUGUGUCUGUGAUGAAGGUUACGUUGGAAAUGGACGCUCGUGUUACGGUACAGUCGUUCAGGUGCUGAUGGAUCUGCCUGACGUGUCCGAGUUCUUCACGUGGACCACAGACUCGGGUCUGUCCUGGUCUCUGUCGGAUCAGAACGUCACCCUCCUGGUUCCGUCUUCAGCCGCUGUCGGCAAGAUGUCCUCAGAGGACAAAGCCUUCUGGACAAUGAAGGGGAACCUGCCGAGUCUCAUCAGAAACCACGUCAUCCCAGGUAACUAUCCGUUAUCCAGUCUGAGCAGAACUUCCUCUCUGACGUCCCUUCUCAAGACAACACUUCCUGUUUCAACAACCAAUGAGCUCACAGCUGUCGGAGGAGCAACCAUCAUCACAUCCAACGUAGCUGCUACCAAUGGACUGAUCCAUGUCAUUGAUAAGGUUUUGGUUCCUGACAGGAAGCGGAGUGAGGGUCUGCUGGCGACUCUCGGUCUGAGGCCAGAGUUCUCUCUGUUCACAUCGUAUCUCAUCGAUUACAACUUGACGGACGAGAUCGAACAGGCGGACGAGUUCACCGUCUUUGCUCCAACAGACGCUGCUGUUACUGAUUACCUCAACAAAAUGGCUGCCACUGCCCUGGAUGUGAAUACGACUCGUUACCAUGUGGUGGCGUCGGAGCGUCUGCUGAAGACCGACCUUCAGUCUGGAGGGUACAAACAGACGCUGCUUGGAUUCUCCUUCCAGCUCGGCAUCUUUCCCCGAGACGGAAAGCUGUUUGUGAACGAGGCUCAGAUAAACUCCUCCAACAUCCUGAGUGGUAAAGGAGUGAUCCACGGCCUGUCGGCUGUCCUGAACAUCAACAGGAACCGCUGUGAUGACGCCACGUACAACAAAGUCCUGGGAACUUGUGUCGACUGUUUGUUCCCGCAGGGUAAAAUCUGUCCCAACGACACCGUCCCAGACAAAUCAGUGAGGAGGAGGAAGUGUAUGUUCACUCGGAUGUUUGAAGAGGAGCGGCUGCUGUCCAUCGGUUGCAGAGCCACCUGCCUCCAGAAGAACAUCGUGCGGAGGUGCUGCAGAGGGUUUUUCGGGGAGCACUGUGAGCCGUGUCCAGGGCCAAAGGGUCAGCCCUGCUUCGGUAACGGAGCGUGCUCAGACGGGACGAAUGGGACUGGAGUGUGUCAGUGUGAUAGAGGUUUCACUGGGACCGCCUGUGAGACCUGCCAGAGCGGCAAAUAUGGAGUGCACUGUGAUCAGGACUGCGGCUGUAAAAAUGGCCGCUGUAACGAAGGGCUGAAAGGUGACGGGACGUGUGAGUGUGAUGUUGGCUGGAGAGGAGUCCUCUGUGACGAAAAGAUCGAAUCUAAAGCUGAUGAACUGUGUGGAUCAGUCAAAUGUCACACCAGCGCAAAUUGUGUGAUCAGACCGUCCAGUCCUCAGUGUCUCUGCGCCGCUGGAUUUGAAGGAAACGGGACAUUUUGUCAAGCCACAGAUCCAUGUGCGGUGGAUAACGGCGGCUGCAGUCUGUAUGCCGUCUGUAAGAGGACUCGACCCGGGCGGAGAGACUGUGUCUGUAACCGUGGUUACUCCGGAGACGGACUUGUGUGUGUUGAAAUAAAUCCCUGUCUGGAAGGAAAUGGAGGUUGUCACACCAACGCAGAAUGUGUUCACGUCGGACCAAACAAAACUUCCUGUGCGUGCAGUGAAGGUUACUCAGGUGAUGGACGAACCUGUAAGAUGAUCAACUUGUGUCGAAAGAAAAACGGCGGCUGUCAUCAGUACGCCUUCUGUAACAUGACGGGUCCAAGUGUUCGUACCUGUGCCUGUAACAGAGACUUCAUUGGAGACGGCGUCACCUGUAAAGGCACCGUGGCAAAGGAGCUCCUGGGGAGGAAGCUGAGAGACUUUUACCACGGUCUGAUGAUAGCGGAGAUUUCUCUGAGAGGUCGUGGCCCAUUCACUGUAUUCCCACCGAAUGCUGAAGCCUUCGCCACAGACAGAAGGAGAAGCAGCACAUUGCGAUCGACGAUGAUGGAAAAGGGCAAAGAACAGUUCGGCGCCGUCUUGCGCAGCCAUAUUGUCAUGUGUCACACACUGCUACCUGCCGAUCUGAGCCGACCCAGAAACCUGACAUCUCUGUCUGGGUUCGUCCUGACCACCAGGUCCAUCCAGGGCAGCAUCUUCAUCAACGAUGCUAAUGUGACAUACAGCGAUGACAUCAGCGUUAACGGGAUCUUCCAUGAGAUCGACAAGGUUCUGUUUGCUCCAGACCUGGACAACAAAAGACCACCAGCUGCUCCUAUGAACCUGACGGAUGUGGCAGAAAGUCACGGUUAUCAAACCUUCUACAAACUGCUGGAGGAGACAGGUGUGAUGGACCUGGUGAAUGAUGGGAUGUACCAGCCAGUGACCGUCUUCCUGCCCUCAGAUGGAGUCAUGGCGUCUCUUCCACUAGAACAGAGGGACUUCCUGCUCCAUCCAGGCAACCGUCCACAACUGGUGGAGUACCUGAAGUACCACAUCCUGCAGGCCCAGAAGAUCUACGCUGAAGGUUUGAUCCAUCUGGACUCAGUGCGGACUCUGCAGGGCUCGCCGCUCUCAUUCACAUGUGGAGGGACAGACAACAUCGGAGAAAUCUUUAUUAACGACGGCAAGUGUCGGAUCAUUCAGAGACACCUCGUCUUUAAAGGUGGGAUCGCUUACGGGAUCGACUGUCUGCUGACUCCGCCCAGCCUCGGAGGACGCUGUGACCUACAGACGACCUUUGACCUUCAGAUGAGCUGCGGACUGUGCACCACCUCGACCACUCGCUGUCCCAAAGGGUCCAAACAGAAGGAGGUUCAGAAGUGCGACCUUCCCUCCGUGUUCGUCACUAAGAACACCGGCUGUCGCAGCGUCUGCACUGUCAACUUCUGGCAGCCGAAGUGUUGUCCUGGUUACCACGGACGAGACUGUCUGGUCUGUCCCGGUGGAGUCGGCUCGCCCUGCAGUAACCACGGGAAAUGUGACGACGGUCACCUUGGCAACGGUACAUGCACCUGUGAUGCAGGUUUCGGGGGUGUGGCCUGUGAGCUGUGCGGUUUCGGAUUCUAUGGAGCAUCCUGUAAAGCCUGUAACUGUUCAGAACACGGGUCAUGUGACGACGGACGUAAAGGUACAGGUUCGUGUUUCUGUGAGGCGGGCUGGACCGGAGAGCGCUGUGAGAUGCCACAGGGUGAAGUCUUCGAGUGUUCUCCACCCUGUUCUCCAAAAGCCGUCUGUCAGGAGAACAACACUUGUGUUUGUCAGCGAUUCUACGAAGGAGACGGACUCACCUGUACAGUGAUGGACGUGUGUUCCACCUGGAAUGGUGGUUGUGCUAAAGGAGCCAAAUGUUCUCAGACGGGAGAGAAGGUGACCUGCACCUGUCCUAAAGGUUAUUCCGGAGAUGGCUUCACCUGUCAGCCCAUCGACCCGUGUGUCUCCGGGGUCAACGGCAGCUGCCACGAACACGCCACCUGCACCAUGACGGCUCCGGGGAAGAAGAAGUGCACCUGUAAGGACAACUACAUCGGAGACGGACUCACCUGUGAGGUCAAACAGCUGCCAAUCAGCCGCUGUCUCCAGGACAACGGACGAUGUCAUCAAGACGCCAAAUGUACCGACCUCCACUUUGAAGACGCGAAGCUGGGCGUGUUUCAUGUUCGUUCAGAUAAAGGUCAGUACAAGAUGAACUUCAGUGCAGCUCAACAGGCCUGUGACACAGAGGGCGCCAGCCUGGCUACGUAUAAUCAGCUGUCCUACGCUCAGCAGGGCGGGCUGAACAUGUGCUCCGCCGGCUGGUUGGACCAGGCCCGGGUGGCGUACCCCACCACGUACUCCAACCCCAACUGUGGCUUUGGACACAUCGGCAUCGUGGACUACGGCGUCCGCAAGACGAGCGAGAAAUGGGAUGCCUUCUGCUACCGGAUGAAAGAGGUGAAGUGUGAGUGUAAACCCGGUUACGUUGGAGACGGUUUCAGCUGUACAGGAAACCUGCUGCAGGUCCUCAGAUCCACACCGACCUUCUCCAACUUCCUCACACAAAUCCUGAACUGCUCCCAGGUGUCUGAUUCAGGGAAACACUUUCUGAAGCGUCUCAGUAACCUGACGGUCCAGUCAACACUGUUCGUCCCCGACAACACCGGACUGCCUGAAAACCAGACUCUGUCUCUGAGGGACGUUGAGUUCCACCUGUCGGAGGGUCAGGCGCUUCCUCUCAGCCAGCUGAAGAACGGCAGUCGCAUCAGGACUCGUGUCGGCAGUCUGACUGUCCUCGGAGUCGCUGACCUGCUCAACCCGUCGGCUCUGUCGUCCUGUUAUAUCAGCGGCCGCUUCGUCACCAACUCCGACAUCCUGGCUUCAAACGGCAUCAUUCAUGUUCUCCAGGGACCACUGAAAGCCCCGCCCCCUCGCCAAGAGAUGCACGUGGCUCACAAGGCGGGGCUGGGGGUUGGAGUGGUGCUGCUGAUUGUUGUGGUGGCAGCAGUCAUCUUUGUAGGAUACCAUUUCUACACCCACAGCACCAAACCAUUUCAGUUCCACUACUUCAAGGAGGAUGAAGAGGAGGAAGAAGCUCCGCCUGCAGACAACAGCCACAGCAUCACUAACCCGGUUUAUGAAGCGACUCCAGAACCUGUUGGGUCCAACACGUCUGAUGUCACAGCGGAGGACAAACAUGAAGUGGUGAACAGUGGAUCGUACGACCUGCUGUCAGAGAGCUGAGUGGGAAACUGUUGGGGAUCAGGUCCUCACACCUGUCGUAUACCUCUGUGAUCUCAAAGUCCUCCAACCGGCUUCAAACUGUUUCAUCUCAGACUGUCGCACCAGGUUUUAUUUUCUCCUCUGAUAACAGACAGCAGCUGUUCAGUCCCAGACUCUCAAGGUUUGUCUCUCUGAGCACUGAACUGAAUCAUGAUGUGUUCAGGUUCUCAGAGUCAGAGUCAGACUGUGAGGUUUUUAUUCCAGAACAUGAAAGGAGUCAUUCUACUGAAAAUAAAUGUGUUUUUAGAUUAUCUGCAGACAUGAAAAGUUACGUGAAGAAUCUCAACUGUGAAGUUAAAACUUGAUUAAAAGAGUGUUAAAGGUU
Messenger RNA from Epinephelus lanceolatus (giant grouper), 8003 nucleotides. It is a transcript of the gene stab2, whose product is annotated as stabilin 2. Lineage: Eukaryota; Metazoa; Chordata; Actinopteri; Perciformes; Serranidae. The record is from RefSeq and is a predicted model, not a curated record. Gene Ontology annotation, biological process: cell adhesion. Gene Ontology annotation, molecular function: calcium ion binding; hyaluronic acid binding.